ACCCAUUUAUUAUCUCAACAUAUCCAAAACACAAGACAUCAGAUCUCUCAUUUCAACUAUAAGUCGUUUCAACAACAGAGAGAGAGCGUAUGGCUUGGAUUUGGGUCAUCGUCACAGUUCUUGCUCUUUUCAUCUCAAAUUCAUGGCUAUUCAAAAACCAAAUGAAAGCCAAGAAAUUUGCUCCUGGGCCAAAAGGGUUUCCCAUUUUUGGGAGCCUUCAUUUGUUAGGAAAGCUCCCUCACAGAAAUCUUCACAAAUUAUCCCAAAAAUAUGGACCCAUAAUGAGCAUGAAACUAGGUCUUGUUCCCACAAUCAUAGUCUCAUCCCCUCAAGCCGCCGAACUCUUCCUCAAAACCCACGACCUUAUUUUUGCAAGCCGCCCCUCUACCCAAGCUUCAAAAUACAUUACUUACCAACAAAAAAAUUUAGUCUUUUCUCCAUAUGGUCCUUAUUGGCGCAACAUGCGUAAAAUGUGCACUCUCGAAUUGUUCAGCAACCACAAAAUAAACUCUUUCAUGCCGUUGAGAAAGCAUGAGCUUGGAUUGUUGAUUGAGUAUUUUAAAGAGGCUGCUCACAACAAAGCUGUGGUGAAUCUCAGCUCUAAACUUACUUCUCUGAAUACCGAUGUUAUUUGUUUGAUGGCGUUUGGGAAGAAAUAUGAAGAUAAAGAGUUUAAUGAGAGAGGAUUCAGGGCUGUGAUACAAGAAGGUAUGCAAUUGGCUGCUGCGCCUAACUUGGGUGAUUUUAUUCCGGCCAUUGCUUGGCUUGAUCUUCAAGGAUUGACUCGUCGAAUGAAAUCUGUACACAAGGUGUUUGAUGAAUUUCUUGAAAAGAUCAUUAAUGAACAUCUUGUCGUUAAAGAUGAAAAGAAGACUAAGGAUUUUGUUGAUGUCAUGUUGGAACUUAUUGAUUCCGAACAAACUGAGUAUCAGGUUGAUCGUUCUGCUAUUAAAGCGAUAAUGCUGGAUAUACUUGCAGCAGCAAUGGAAACGUCAGCUAUAACAAUUGAUUGGGCAAUGUCAGAGCUGAUUAGACAUCCAAAUGUAAUGAAAAAAAUGCAAGAUGAAUUAGAAAAAGUGGUGGGUUUACAUAGAAUGGUUGAAGAAUCAGAUUUGGGAAGCUUAGAAUACUUAGAAAUGGUAGUGAAAGAGAUUCUCAGGCUAUAUCCAGCAGGUCCAUUAUUGAUUCCACACGAGUCUAUGGAGGAUUGCACAGUUAAUGGCUUCCACAUUCCUAAGAAAUCAAGACUAAUAGUAAAUGCAUGGGCUAUUGGACGAGACCCAAGUACUUGGAAUGAUCCACACAAGUUCUUUCCUGAGAGGUUUAUUGGUAGCCAAAUCGAUGUGAAGGGCAAAGAUUUUGAAUUGAUUCCAUUUGGAGCUGGGCGUAGAGGGUGCCCUGGAAUGCAGUUGGGAUUAAGCAUGGUCCGAUUAUUCCUAGCCCAAUUUGUGCAUUGUUUUGAUUGGGAGCUUUCAAAUGGUAUGUUGGCUUCUGAAUUGGACAUGACUGAAGAAUUUGGAUUGACUUGUCCCAGAGCACAAGAUCUCAUGCUUAUUCCUACCUUUCGUCUUCAUGAUUCAAUUACUAUUAUAGGCUCAUCUUGAAUGUAUAGGUAAUGAUUGGUAAUGAUAGUAAACACAUGAGUCGACAUUGUUAACUUUACGAGCUUCAAUCAUGCUAUAUGUUUUGAUGAUAAUAAGUUUAUUUAAUGAUUAUUUUAGUGUUUUAAAGUCA
Messenger RNA from Benincasa hispida (wax gourd), 1734 nucleotides. RefSeq names its product cytochrome P450 71AU50-like. Lineage: Eukaryota; Viridiplantae; Streptophyta; Magnoliopsida; Cucurbitales; Cucurbitaceae. The record is from RefSeq and is a predicted model, not a curated record. Gene Ontology annotation, molecular function: monooxygenase activity; oxidoreductase activity, acting on paired donors, with incorporation or reduction of molecular oxygen; heme binding.